GUGAGUGAGUGAGUAAGCGAGCGAGAGAGGGAGUAAAUUGGAGAGUGCGUUACUGUCUCUCUUGUUCGCACUCAAUCGGAAUAUCAGAUUUACUUUCGUAUCCUGCGAGUUCGUAUGCUACGUCUGCGACCGCCAGGGUUUAUAAGUCCAACUUUAAAAGUUUUGAUCUGCAAACAGACGGGUUAAAAAAUUAGUUUCUUUGUUAUUUCAUGACAGUACUCUGCACUCUUUUACGCCCGAGUCUAAUGGAGGGGCCCGUGCGGAUUUGCAACUGUAAAAAUGCGUUUUUCGUGUAGUUCAUCCGGCUGACCGAAGCUCGUACCCUCCAGUGAGAGGUGUCGGGGCAGAGGGGCAGACCUUGAGGCUCUGGGACGGCUCUGGGGGUCCGGAGGGGGUGAGGGUGCACCAUGGAUGCCCGCCCUGGGGUCCUCUCCACCCUCCUGUAUCUGUGCCAGGCCUGCCUCGUCAGCUGCUCUCACAUGUCUAUGCACAUCACUGACAUCCACGUGUACAUAUGCAUGAUUCAUGUGUACUUAUUUCUACAUGUUGACGUUGCUGAUUCGGGGAGGGCGCCCCAGCGCUCUCUGAGUGUGGAGGAGGGCAGCACCGCGCUCAUCCAGUGCCCCCUGCCCCUCAGCCACCCCCCAGCCCUGCCCCGCGUCCGGGUACGGGGGGAGUGGCUGGACAAGUCUACAGGCGAAUAUUUAAUUCUCCCGUCUGGGAACCUUCAGAUUGUGUCCGUGUCCCCCCAGCACCAGGGGAUGUAUAAAUGUGGAGCGUACAACCCAGUCACCCAGGAAACCAAUGUGGAGGCCCGUGGAACAAUGCUUAUCGUCAAACGCUCCGACACCCCCUCCCCAGUGCGGAUGGUGUACCCAACCACCCCUCAGACCGUCGUUGUGGCGAUUUCCCAGUCCGCCACCUUGGAGUGCGUCUUGGGGGGAAGCCCCACGCCCAUCGCUCGCUGGACCAAAGACGGGCAGGAGGUGGCGGUGGGAUCCAAUCACAGACUGUUACACAACAACCUGGUGCUCACCGCCGCCCGGGAGAGUGAUGGCGGUGACUACCAGUGUUCCGCUCCGUCGGAGACUGGGGGCUGGGUCCAUGCAAACUACACCGUCAGCGUCCUCGCUGUAUCGGAGCAGGCAUCUCCAGGCUCCUCCGUCACCUUCACCUGCACCGUCACGGGAAACCCCGCCCCCAACAUCACCUGGCUGUUCAACUCCGCCCCCCUCACCCCUUCACCCCGCCUCGAGAUAUCUGGCUCCUCCCUUCAGAUCGCUGCGGUAACGCAACAGGAGGAGGGCGUUUACCAGUGCUUGGCGGACAACGGGAUUGGAUCUGCUCAGUCAGCUGGUGCUCUCACUGUCCAAUCAGAACGGCUGGUAAAGGCUCCCGAGGCACCAAUCAUAACGAGCCCCCCGCAGACCCAAAAACCGCACGUGUACGACCUGGAGUGGAGGGCGGGGCGGGACUGGGGCAGCCCAAUCAACGCCUACUUUGUCAGGUACCGCAAGCUGGAUGACGUGGGGAAUGUGGCGGGCAGUUGGCACACGGUGCGGGUCCCUGGCAGUGAGAAGGCUCUGCAGCUGGCUGACCUGGAGCCCUCCAGCCUGUACGAGGUGCUGAUGGUGGCGCGCACCGCCGCGGGGGAGGGCCAGCCCGCCAUGCUCACCUUCCGCACCGCCAAGGGAGUACAGGACAGCCAGGACACGCCCGUCGAGGGGAAAAGUGACACGCCCACUCCCGAGGCACCAAUCAUAACGAGCCCCCCGCAGACCCCAAAACCGCACGUGUACGACCUGGAGUGGAGGGCGGGGCGGGACUGGGGCAGCCCAAUCAACGCCUACUUCGUCAGGUACCGCAAGCUGGAUGACGUGGGGAACGUGGCGGGCAGUUGGCACACGGUGCGGGUCCCUGGCAGUGAGAAGGCUCUGCAGCUGGCAGACCUGGAGCCCUCCAGCCUGUACGAGGUGCUGAUGGUGGCGCGCACCGCCGCGGGGGAGGGCCAGCCCGCCAUGCUCACCUUCCGCACCGCCAAGGUGCCCGUGGUCAGUGCUACAUUGACUAUGACUGUGAAGGCUCCUCCUCCUCCUUCGGUUAACCCAAUCCAGAGGGACGAGGGGGAGGGGCUGUUCUCAGAGGAGGACGAGCUGGGGUUCAGCCAGGACACGCCUGUCGAGGGGAAAAGUGACACGCCCACUCCCGAGGCACCAAUCAUAACAAGCCCCCCGCAGACCCAAAAACCGCACGUGUACGACCUGGAGUGGAGGGCGGGGCGGGACUGGGGCAGCCCAAUCAACGCCUACUUCGUCAGGUACCGCAAGCUGGAUGACGUGGGGAAUGUGGCGGGCAGUUGGCACACGGUGCGGGUCCCUGGCAGUGAGAAGGCUCUGCAGCUGGCAGACCUGGAGCCCUCCAGCCUGUACGAGGUGCUGAUGGUGGCGCGCACCGCCGCGGGGGAGGGCCAGCCCGCCAUGCUCACCUUCCGCACCGCCAAGGAAAAGAGCACGUCCUCCGGCAAGAACGACUCCAAGGCCCCCUUUCUGUUCCAGCCUGAGAAGGUUCCAGAGAACGAGAACACCAACACGCACUUCGGGGUGGUCAUUCCUGACCGCGUUCCAGAGGCCCCGGACCGGCCGACCAUUUCCAUGGCGACCGAGAGCUCGGUUUACGUGACUUGGAUCCCGCGGGCCAACGGCGGCUCUCCGAUAACGGCGUUCCGCGUGGAAUACCGCCGCCAGACUCGGAACGCUGACUGGGCCGUCGCCGCGGACAACAUCUCCCCCCUCAAACUGUCGGUGGAGGUGCGCACUCUGGAGCCAGGCUCUGCCUAUCGGUUUCGUGUGGUGGCACUGAACGCAUACGGAGAGAGCCCCCACAGCGCCCCCUCCAGGCCGUACGGGGUCUCUCCCGCUGGCCCGCCCUUCUCUAGCCGCCCGGUGGCCGGACCCCACAUCACCUCCACCGACGCCGUCAGCGACUCGCAGAUCAUGCUGCGCUGGACCUACACUCCUUCCAGCAACAACAACACUCCCAUUCAGGGAUUCUACAUCUACUACCGUCCCACAGACAGCGACAACGACAGCGACUACAAGAGGGACGUGGUGGAAGGCAGCAAGCACUGGCACCUGAUUGGCCAGCUCCAGCCCGAGACUUCCUAUGACAUCAAGAUGCAGUGCUUCAACGACGGAGGAGAGAGCGAGUACAGCAACGUCAUGAUCUGUGAGACCAAAGUCCGCCAGGCCCCGGGAGUCCCGCGGGAGCACCCGAUCACGCCGCCCGGCCCCUACCCCCCGGACCCCCCGGCCCAGGCUGGGGGGCUGCUGUACCUGAUCGUGGGCAGCGUGCUGGGGGUGAUGAUGCUCAUCCUGCUGGUCUUCAUUGGCAUGUGUCUGUGGAGGAACCGCCAGCAGAGCGGCCCGCACAAGUACGACACCCCCGGAUACCUGUACCAGCCUGCGGAGAUGAACGGGCACGUGCUGGAGUACAGCACCCUGCCCGGGACCGCCCGAAUCAACGGCUACAGCCACACCGGCUCCCCGCCCCCCUCCAGCUGCCCCCACCUCCACCACAAACUGCCCAACGGCACGAUGCUGCCCAACGGGACGGGGUCUACCCACUACCCGCACGGGCACACCCACACCCACUCCCACUCCCACAGCCACGACGGUCCCCUGGAGUACGAGCACCUCCCACACCACCCCCACAACGGAGGUGGAAUGUACACAGCGUUGCCCCAAUCAGAUUCCUCUGACUGCAUGAGCUGCCAGAACUUCUGUAACAAUAAUAGGUGCUACGCCAAAGCCAACGGAACCUUCUCCAGCGGGUCCCUUCCCAUGAUGCACCGGGCGGCGCCGUGCCAGCAGGACGCGCUGGAGAUGGUGCCGCUGGGUCAUGUGACCUCCCAAUCCCAGGGUUCCGAGGGUCACCCGCUCGGUGGGGAUGAAGGAGGCGGGAAGGCUGGCGAGGAGGAGGAGGAGCCAGGAAGCAAGACCCCGCCCCAUUCCCAGCACUCCUGCUGUCAGUCAGGGGACCACCAGUGCUGCUCAUUGGAGGAAAGAGACGGGGAGGAGCUGCUGUUUGAGGAGGACCCAGACGGACUGGGUGUGUGCUGGGAGACUCUGGUGCUGCCGGAGCUGGACUGUAAGGAGAAAACAGCCUGGAUCUCCAACGGCAGUAUGACUGGAGGCCUUAUACAGCCACAGCUGCAGGAGAUCUGAACCUAUACUGUACACACACACACACCCACACCCACACACUCUCUCUCUCACACACACACAUGCUGUCAUACACACACACACAUACACACACUCUCUCUCUCACACACACACAUACUGUCAUACACACACACACAUACACACACUCAGUCUUACUCUCCCACACACACACACACCCACACCCACACACUCUCUCUCUCACACACACACAUGCUGUCAUACACACACACACACAUACACACACUCUCUCUCUCACACACACACAUACUGUCAUACACACACACACAUACACACACUCAGUCUUACUCUCCCACACACACACACACCCACACCCACACACUCUCUCUCUCACACACACACAUACUGUACACACACACCCACACACUCUCUCUCUCACACACACACAUACUGUACACACACACACACCCACACCCACACACUCUCUCUCUCACACACACACAUACUGUACACACACACACCCACACCCACACACUCUCUCUCUCACACACACACACACACAUACUGUCAUACACACACACACAUACACACACUCAGUCUUACUCUCCCACACACACCCACACCCACACACACUCUCUCUCUCUCACACACACACACACAUACUGUCAUACACACAAACACCCACACUGUCAUACACACACACACACACACACACACAGGAGAUUUGAACCUAUACAUGUACACACACACUCAUACACACACACUCACACACACACACUCAGCCUUACUCUCCCACACACACACACACACACACACACACUGUCAUACGCACACAGGAGAUCUGAACCUAUACAUGUACACCAACACAAAGUCUCUCUCUCACACACACUGUCAUACAUGUACACACACACACACGUGCACACACACCCACCCUCACACAGUCUCUCUCUCGCACUCACACAGAGUCAUACACACACACCCUCCUACACACACGCAUCAGAGAGUGAACGAGGGAAAAGGGAAAUGGAUGAGGGAGAUGGAGGACAGAGAGACGGGACGACCAGCUUCUUCUGAUGGUCAGAGACAAUGAGAGACACCGCUGAUCUCAGACCAGUCUGGGAGACGCACGUCUGCAUGAUCAGAGACAAUGAGAGACAACGCUGAUCUCAGACCAGUCUGGGAGACGCACGCCUGCAUGAUCAGAGACAAUGAGAGACACCGCUGAUCUCAGACCAGUCUGGGAGACGCACGUCUGCAUGAUCAGAGACAAUGAGAGACAUGGACUCUGUUGACCUCAGAUCAGGCUGGGAGACAUGGGGGGAGGGGGGAGCAGGACACGAUCAGACUACAGCCCACAAAUGGAGAAAAAAAAAAGAUUUUUUUUUUUUAAAGAUCAAAAACUCUUUAGAUGACUUAUUUAUUUUUUGUAGUAGUAAAAUAUUAUUUCAUAUGAAUGUAUCUGUUUUAAGAAAAAAAAGUUUCUUUUAUAUUAUUUAUGCUUUCUUUUGUUUUUGGUUGUUGAAAUUUUUUUAUUUUUUAUUUUAUUUUCGUUUGGCUCGUUGCGGUUGGGGUGGAGUUUAACCUGUUUUUGUGUAAAGUUUUGUGAUAUUAUAAAGAGAACCUAUGGAAGAGA
Molecule: messenger RNA, 5811 nt
Organism: Conger conger (European conger)
Lineage: Eukaryota; Metazoa; Chordata; Actinopteri; Anguilliformes; Congridae
Gene: cdon
Product: cell adhesion associated, oncogene regulated
Exons: 22
Coding region: 408-4223 (1271 amino acids)
Biological process (GO): axon guidance; cell-cell adhesion; nervous system development
Cellular component (GO): plasma membrane; axon
Molecular function (GO): protein binding
Source: RefSeq, a predicted model, not a curated record